CGCGAGAGUUCUCCUGAAUUUCCCGUCCAUGUUCACUUCCGGGUCGUUAACUCGUUCACGUCUGUUUCAUGGAGGAUUUGUGCUCAGUUCGGACACAUUAAAGGAGGAGGAGGAUGAUGAGGAUGAUGAAGGUGGUGGCGGUGUCGUCCCUCUUCUGACCUCUGUCCGUCUGGAUGGAGGAUGUGGUUCUUCACUAUCGGCCUGGAUGUGGAGACGGGCUGGGUUCUCUGUUAGAGAGGACAGAGAAGCUCCUGGAGCCGUUUCCCUGCCGGCGUCCUCCGGUCUUCGCCCCCUGGUUCCCCCCCACCGCAGACCGCCAGCUCCCCAUCAGACCCGCGAAACCAGCUCCUGUCAUCACCUCCAACGGAUUCCCGACGGCGGAGACUAAACCUCACCCUGAAGGUCCACCAGACGAACCCAAACACCAUCACCAUCCUCCACGGAAACACAAAAACGGAGACGAAGACGGUUUGUCUUCCACGCCGUCGCCGUCCAAACGCUCCUGGAGCAUCUUCACCCGGAGACGAGCUCCUCAGCAGAGUUCGUCCCCGUUGUUGUCCAAACGCUUUCGCCACGUGGUGUCGGUCCACGGGCUUCACCUCCACCAGAGGGUCCGGUGGGUGAUCGGAGAGCACAACUGUGGACCAGCGCGGGACAUGGAACAGGUGUGGCGGACUCUGAGCCGCUUGGUCCGGACCUCCAAGCUGCCGACGUGUAACGCCAACAUCCAGCGUGAGCGGGCGGAGAUCUGGGCGUUCUGCGAUGUCCUCUACUCGGAGCAGGUGGGACGUUUCCUGAAGGACGAGCUGCAGCUGUCGGGUAGAAUCGUCCUGUCCGUGCGCCGGCUCGAAGCCGUCUUCAGCUUGUAGCGGAGCCUUAACAGCUCCAGGCGUCUUGUCGAGGAACUUCCUCUCUAGGUUCUCAGCUGAGGAACCGGUUGGUGAACAUUGUUUUAUCCUGAAACGAGUCCCUGCUUGUGGAGAGCUUUUUAAAAACUGCAGUCACGUUUUACCUUCAUGUGAGUUAUGAUUCUCACCAAGAAAAUGAGAGGAAUUUGGAGCUGUGACUUUUUUAAAUGAUGAAUCCGAUGAAACUGACCUAGAUUGGACAAACAAUGUGGUUUCAUUCCUGCACUGAAACAUAUCAGGGACGAUUUUCCCCAAAUGUUUUUAUUAAUGUUGUAUAGAAUGUUUUUAAAAAUGUCGUCUUUAUGAAAUAUUUCUGCCUUUGAUAUGAGAUUUAUAUUAAUGUUUUCAUGUGAACAGACAUGAUUGCGAAUUCAGCUUCACUCAAGUCGUUAAUCUCAAAAAAUACGUCCAUGAAAUAUAUCGUUAGGGGGCGGAGCUUAAGGCACUGAUUGUUAUUAACCAACUGUUUAAUAGCGUCACAGGUAUUUAUUUUAAAUUCAGCUCCCCCCUAUUUUUCUGAGCCACAGUUAUUAAAACCCUUUUAAUAAAGUAUUUAUGAGCUGAACUGAGAACUGGACUGGAACCCUGUGUUUUCAUUCUGUUCAGUUUUCUAUCCGAUGCUGUAAAUAAAUGUGUACAUGUAUAUUUUUUUAAAUAAACUGUCUGGUGCGGUGGAUGCACA
Molecule: messenger RNA, 1590 nt
Organism: Mugil cephalus (flathead mullet)
Lineage: Eukaryota; Metazoa; Chordata; Actinopteri; Mugiliformes; Mugilidae
Gene: shld3
Exons: 3
Coding region: 174-869 (231 amino acids)
Biological process (GO): positive regulation of isotype switching; negative regulation of double-strand break repair via homologous recombination; positive regulation of double-strand break repair via nonhomologous end joining
Source: RefSeq, a predicted model, not a curated record